Molecule: messenger RNA, 2098 nt
Organism: Andrographis paniculata
Lineage: Eukaryota; Viridiplantae; Streptophyta; Magnoliopsida; Lamiales; Acanthaceae
Product: zinc finger CCCH domain-containing protein 62
Exons: 9
Coding region: 558-1781 (407 amino acids)
Molecular function (GO): metal ion binding
Source: RefSeq, a predicted model, not a curated record
AAACUAAAAUGUAGAAAAUGCAAUUUCGAAGCUACUACUUGUAAAAUCAUCUAAUUAUUUUGUUUGCAAACUUGUGAUGAAAUGUUGUAAGUGAUUUAUCCAUCCCUCUUUUGCCAAUUUGAUAACAAAUUACCAGCAGUUGGAUUUUAGAGGGGCCAAUCAAUUUGGGGUGAAAACCAAUCUUAAGACUUGCUAUAUUAAUAGUGAUUAUAUAUUUUGAAUUAUAUAUUUUUUUCGUCCUUGAAUUUAUUUACAUUCUAUUUAUAAUAAAAUACUAUCUAUUUACAAUUGUAUUAUUAUAAUAAUAUCAUUAUUUUCUUUGUCCUAGAGAGUUCUUUGAGUACAUAUAUUAUUUAAGUGUUAAAUUUGGAAGUAGACUGUGCAACGGUCACUUGCCUAAACCCUAAUAAAAAAAUAUCCACAUUAUUUUCAAAUUUUGUAUUGGCUCAAAACACUACCUGUAUAUAUAAUACAUGAAUCGAAUUCAACGGUAAGUUGUAAAAAAACGCUUCAAACAAAGAUAUCAGUCGAGAUCUUUCUCUCUCUCGAAUGCAACGAUGAGUUCAUCCGAAUCAGAAAUCGUGGAUGUAGACUCCGAUGAUUCACAAGAAGAUCCUACCUUCCGCCUUCCUUCAAACCCGAAAAUAAUGUCAAGCAUCAUCAAUGUCGAUUCCACUUCUGAAGAUGAAGACGACAUUUCUGACGUGGUUGAAGUGCCUGCUAUACCAGAGCUUGACGAGGAGGGCAAAAAAAAAUAUGAAUCUAUCAAGAGCAUCAUUGAUGCUGGUAAGGUGGAGAACUUAAAACUAGACGAAUGCAAGAUAUAUCUAAGGAAACAUGGAUUGAGAUUGACCGGUAAGAAAGAUGUACUGAUUCAGAGGAUAAAGGAACACAUAAGCAUAAUGGAUGAAGGCGGGCAACAACGCUACCCUCUUUCUAGUUUUGUGCUGAACUGUAAAGGUGAUGCUUGCGUAGGAGAUACGGUCAUGUUCGUCCAGAAAGUUAAUGAAGUUGGCAAAUGCCCUGGUGAAGUGAGGCUUAUUGUAGGGCGGAUUGUGAAGGAGAGCUAUGGAGCUGCGAAGCAGCAGCAUACGUUUACGAUUGAAGUACUGUGGAGCAAGGGGAAGAAACCAUUGCCUCCGCUUCACCCAUUACUUAUCAAAGGUCGAAAUCUGUACAAAUUGAAAACAAUGAGACAGAAAUGGGAUGACGAAGGAGAAAGACUGAAGAUCUUGUCCGAAAAGCAUGCUCGAGGUAAUGCUGCUCGAAUGAAAAGAGACAUCCGCAUAAGACAGAAAGAAAUGAGAAACAUCUGCCGGCAAACUAGAAAUAUGCAUAUCAGGGAAUCAAGGAACGAACACCCAACAAAUACUCGGCCAGAGCAAGACUACAUGCAGAGAACAAAUCAACAACCGAGAACGCGUGAAGCAAAUGAGCCAAGAAUUGUACCGCCGCCCACAGUACCACCACCUUACCACAGGCGGCAACCUCUAGCCGACACAGAUUGCAACUUCCGAAGGGAUCAUCAUGGAAGAAAUCACGAAGGACAGCCACAUCUGAACUACCAUUCUUCAUCAAGCACUAUUGCAUACCAGCCGAGUACUUGCAAAGAAAACACGAGUUAUUCAAUGAGGACAGCAAUGCAAGAAAUUAGUCAUCCAAUCUACGUACAGUCGCUGCCACCGCCAAAUCAUGCUGCUUAUCCUGACCCAGCAAUAUGCCGGUACUACAAGCAAGGGAGAUGCUACUACGGAGACCGGUGUAAGUAUGUGCAUAAAUAACCCUCUCAUUCAUGUAAAGGAACGACGAGAAGAAUUAAACUGUGUUGUCUAGUCUAAGUCCUCCAUUUACUGGAGCAAUAGUGUCAUGCAUAGACACUAUAAUAGCUUACAUAUUUUAAUCCAUGGCAGUGUUAUGAAACGGAUCAUUUUGAAUGAAAUUCGUAUAACGGAAAUGGAGUUUGUAAACUCAGAAGUGUUUCUCAUUUCUCAUAUUGUCUUCCUGAAUAAAUAGCACUGGCUUCAACAGUUGUAUACAUAUAAGGAACACUCUUCAGGUAAAUACUAAGGACAGACCUAUGCAAGCAAACUAGUAGUAG